UAGUCGCUGUAUUUCCCGACGGACGUAACAGGACUGUGUGAGCGGGAUUAUAUCAUCCAGCCUACCGCCCGGUGAAAAGGAUAUAUACGUACACACACCGUAAGGUCUACCGUUACAAGCCCCCACUCCGGUACGUUCUGACCGUCUACAGUAGGCACCAUGUCGGACCCAGCAGACCCAGCCGCCGCCAACGGGCCCAUGUCCGAAGCGGACGAGACCGCCGCCAUCCAGAAGCGAUGCGACGAAGUCACAGACGAGUCCCUGGAGAGCACCCGUCGGAUGCUGUCACUGAUGGAAGAGGGGAAAGAAGAAGGAAUCAAGACCCUGGUCGCACUUGAUGAACAAGGAGAACAAUUGGAAAAGAUCGAAGAAGGACUGGACCAGAUCAACAAGGACAUGAAAAUUGCUGAAGGCGCUCUGAAAGACUUGGAAAAGUGCUGCGGACUCUGUGUGCUUCCUUGGAAUAGAACCAAGGACUUUGACAAAGAGCAGGAGAGUGAGAACCCGUGGAAGGCUAACGAGGACGGGCAGGUAGUAAACAGCCAGCCCGUGCGCAUGGACGACCCCAGCCAGACCGUCCAACUGUCCGGAGACUUCAUCAUGAGAGUCAACAAGGACGACGCACGGGAAGACGAGAUGAAUGAGAACCUGGGCCAGGUCAACAGCCUGAUCGGGAACCUGAAGCACAUGGCCGUGGACAUGGGGACUGAGAUCGAGGGCCAGAACCGCCAGAUCGACAGGAUCAAGUCUAAGUCCGAUUACAACGAGAUGCGUGUGAAAAGCGCAAACCAACGGGCGACCAAACUCCUGGCCAAGGACUAGAACAGGCCCCGCAAUGUUGUGCACACCUCUCUUUUCGUCAACUGUCUAUGUGUCGGCGUUUAUGUUGUACCUUCAUGUUGUGUGGUCGCUACUUCUUAGGUGUUCCGGAGUACGUAUUUCUAUCGCAUAAAAACGCUUGCAUGAUGACCAAUGGGGCCUCGUGUGAUCAACAACGCUUUUCCGUAUAUAACAUGCUAGUCAUGUUAUUAAUCUGCAAUAAUAAACAAAAAAAACUGAUAAUCAAGAUAAUCCAUGCUCCUCCGUCUUCCGUGCGAAGCCAGAUCUGUAACUGUGAAAGCAACAGAACCGUAGGACCAAAUCAACCGCGGGAGUUUUGUUUCACACAAAAUUGGGAAUAUGAACUCCUCUGCAACGCAUAGUCUUACCGUUUCCUACGCAGUGUUUGUACCAUUUGACAAAGGGGAAAAUAAUUUUACGGCGAGGAUGCGAGGAGCAAGGAUGUAUUAAUAAUAAUAAUAAUAAUAAUAAACUAGAUAAAUGGGGGAAAAGGAGAUAAAAAAGAUAUGCAAAAAAAACUUAGAAGAAGAAGAAGGGAAGAAUUGUAUCAUCGAUUGUAAAGCCAAUGUUGUUUGAAGGGAGAUGAUUCUUGCUGUGUAUGAUACAAGGAUUUGUAUAGCUAUAUAGACUACAUAGUUACGUGUGUGUGUAGACCAAGUGUUCUAGUCUGUGUCGACGUUGUUGUACCUAGUAAAAAAAAUACAGAAUAGCCGCUGUUAGUGUUUGUCCAAAGCUUCAAAACUUCACUGUGUAAAUGUUGAUAUUUCAGGCGGUAAUUAACAAGAAUCGCAUUGAGGAUGCCGAUAAGAGAACGAAGCGAGCCCUGGUCAAGGCGAAGUAAAACACGUUCCAGCGGCGGCUGGCGACAGGGUAUAUCUAGGGUGGGUAGUCAGUGAGGAUACGGUACGGAGACUUCUAGCAUCGUAGAUAGCUACGGACAUAUUUCUACUUACGUUUAGACGGUCAAUUGUCAUAUACCAAAGUGUGCGAGUUCCGACUGA
Branchiostoma belcheri (Belcher's lancelet) is the source of this 1841-nucleotide messenger RNA. Its product is annotated as synaptosomal-associated protein 25-like. The record is from RefSeq and is a predicted model, not a curated record. Lineage: Eukaryota; Metazoa; Chordata; Leptocardii; Amphioxiformes; Branchiostomatidae. Bases 160 to 822 code for a protein of 220 amino acids. Gene Ontology annotation, biological process: exocytosis; synaptic vesicle priming; synaptic vesicle fusion to presynaptic active zone membrane. The transcript has 7 exons. Gene Ontology annotation, molecular function: syntaxin binding; SNAP receptor activity. Gene Ontology annotation, cellular component: plasma membrane; SNARE complex.